Alternaria rosae is the source of this 2587-nucleotide messenger RNA. RefSeq lists its product as uncharacterized. The record is from RefSeq and is a predicted model, not a curated record. Lineage: Eukaryota; Fungi; Ascomycota; Dothideomycetes; Pleosporales; Pleosporaceae. Bases 84 to 2213 code for a protein of 709 amino acids. The transcript is spliced from 5 exons.
CAUCAGUGAACUUCUAUUCCACUCCUUGUCAUGAGCGCGUGGGAGUGUUGUAGGAGGAGUGCACGUGUCCGAAUGUCUGAUUCAUGUCUCCUUGUGUCUCACCGUGCGUUUGCGUUGGUUCUUCACCUUGCAUCCUUUGUUGUUCCUUAUUGUCCGUCACCGCGUCCAGGAAGGAAAGCACGACGUGUGUUGAUGUCUUGGCGCUGUUGAAAGCGACUGCCUCGCCGUCACUUCCAUGUUUCGACUGCACCCACCUCCUACCCACGCGUCACUCCUGUCCUUCUUUCCACGUCGUUGCAAUCGCAGUUAUGAACGCCGUGUACGAGAAGGGACCAACGGAGCUGGGUGGUGAUCCCCUCAAUUUCAUCUACGCCUGUUCUGUGUGUUGCGCCUCCUUCGCGGAUGUCUACGAGGGUCACAAGGAGACGGUUCGUGGCCUGUCAGAUGGUAUCAACCCCAAAGAGCGCCUUGUGACGCGCCUGUUCCUCGCCAGUUGUUGUCAUGUCUUCUGCAGCAGUCAUUUGGAGGGCGGCGGACCGCCUUUCCAUACAGCUGGACAGCGACCCAAGUCUCCCUGCCCUGUCUGUAUCAAGGAGAAAGGCGACAGUGAGCCGCGCGAUCUCUUCUCGAUACGCGGCUUCAACAAAGAUGAAUACGAUCCUCAGAUUCCGCCCGCAUGGUUCACCGCGCCUCCCAUCCGCCUCGAUGGUAGCGGAAAAGAGAUGGAGGCACUGCGCUUCCAGUAUAUUGCGCUUAUUCGAUACUGCCAGAAUACUCAUGCGACCCGCAAGCCCCUUCAAGAAGCUUUGGCCGAUACAGAGAAGAAGUUGGCUAGUGCACAGGAUCUUGCUUCCAAGGAACACGCGAUAGUCGUCACACUCCAAAAAGAGAACGAGCGACUACGACUGCAGAAAGACCAAUUCCAGGCCAUGAAAGCCGAGGUUGAGCGACUUCAGGGUCUCGAUGAGGAAGUUGCGCAUCUUCGCAAUGUCAAACCGAAGGACCUCGCAACAUUUCUGGCGAACAAGUCAGCAAUUCGCCACUACUUGAAGCUUGUCCCUAUGCUAGUCGAUCAAAACGAGAGGAUGCAGAAGCGACUUGCCCAACUCGGCUUUGCGAUGGCACUAGAGCCUGUACCCAACUUCAAAGGCAUUGAUCCUCACGCGUUCGAUAGCGACGAAGCUCUACCUGAGCGCAUCGGACAAUCGAACGGUAAACUGCGAACGACUGCCUCGAGCCAUACCGCCGGUAGAUCGGCUCAUACAACUGGGCGAUUGGGAACAGCAUCUUCCGGGUCCUUUGUCCCGCGACCCAUGAAGCGGCAACGCCUCGACUCACCACUUCCCGCCCAGACGCAAAUCGACCAUCCUUCCAGCCGAGAUGCGAUGCCACCUCCACCGAAGCCGAUGUCCAGGAUGCAAUCCAUGCGCAAGAUGUUUCCCAGUCUGCGACAGAAGUUCUCCAGUGAUCGCUCCAAGUCUGCAGCAGAUGGCUCCUUCGAAGAUGAUGCAGACGUACAGAUGUAUGAUAACGGACACUGGCAAGACGUUGAAGCCAAUCGUCACCCAGCACACGAUGACUUCGGCGGCGAGACACCUUACAUGUCGGGAGCGCUGCCCGUAGAACAGCCCCAUCAGGCCUCUGACGUUCGAGGAUCGCAGCUGCUUGCUAGUGUAGGCCUCCAAAACAACCUGUCAGACUUCACAUUCCGAGCAUCGUCUCCAGUCAAGAUGGACAAGCAAAGCAGUGACCAUCGUCCCGUCCAUUUGCCUACCGAGCCGUCAUACAUUCGGCUUAUGGAUGGUUUGUCGCGCGACAACGGGAUGGAGCUAGGUCUGAAAGAUCCUCGCAAGCAGACCAAUACGGAUUAUCGUAUCGAUGGCAGGAAUAGGCAAGUACCACCUGCUUAUCGACAUGAGGACUUUGCAGAUCGAGUUGAUUACCGGGGGUCUCUGCAUCUUGGACAUCCGUUCAUGCACCAGUCGCCGUACGGAUCUUCGACCUCUGCUGAUGCGCGCCAAUACCCUUCUAGCGACCACCAGACUAACGGAUACACCAGUCGAGCUUACGAUAUGCCGGACCUUGGCCCUACCACGCCAGCACCGAUGCGCCAACAAUAUCCCGGUCAUCAGAUCGAGAGUGUGUUCCGAUCAUUCCGACGAUUAUCAGUCACGAAGAUCAAGGACGAACCAACCUCGGGCCGGCUGGGUUGAAGCUCGCAGCCUAAACGGUCUCUCGUUCUUCGAUUCACCCGUCGACUCUAGAAAUGAGCCUAUCAAGUUGGACUACCGCCGCAGAGAGGUUGAGCCAGCACCAACGCCAUACUCGCAUCAGCAUCAAAGACGUCAUCUUAAUUCGCGUGGCUUCAUCAUACGCCCGGAAGAGGGACACUCAUCGUAUACCAACGACAGUGCCUAUGGUUCUUCUCAAACCCGAGAAUUUUACAAUAGAAACGCGCCCAAUAAUUCCCAAGCAGCGGUUAAUGUACCGCCUGCAUAUCGUCCAAGUCAUUCCCGCAUCGGUCAGGUGCCCUCUAUCAUGCCUUCUAUCGUUUCAAGCCGUCCAACUGCCCGAGCCCAACCUCAAU